AUGUAUAUCUCAGCACUCGCCGUCUUGGCCUUGAGCACAACGGCUCUUUCCCAUGGCAUAAUCACCAAACCAAUUCCUCGCGCCCCAGGUUCCGCAUCCCUCUCCUUCUGCGGACCGACCGUAACAAACAACAUCAAAGGCGACAACACAUCUCACGUCGAAGAUCUCCCUGAAGCAGCAGCAAAAGACAAACUUUACCAAGGUGCCGCUCUGUGCAAUCUCUGGCUCUGCCGUGGUCUCCAGUACGCCGAUAACCUCAAGAAUGUGCAGAAUUGGACCACCGGACAAGUCGUCCCAGUAGAAGUGUAUCUUAGGAUCAAGCACGCCGGUAGUGCGAAUGUUAGUAUCAUCGAUACCAAGACGAACAAAUAUGUCAAGGGAGGAGAGAAAUUGGUUUAUUGGCCGACUGGAUAUGCGGAUGAGGCUGUGAAGAAUACGCCGGCCAAUCAGACGAAAUUUGAUGUUAAGAUUCCGGAUUUGGGCGGUGCUUGCAACGUUGCUGGAGCUUGCACUCUGCAGUGGUGGUGGUAUGGAACUAAGGCCAGACAGACAUACGAGUCUUGUGUUGACUUCAAAAUCACCGAUCCAGUUGUUCCUGUGAUUCCCCCUGUCAAGUCUAGGUUCAAUAGGAAUUAG
Molecule: messenger RNA, 636 nt
Organism: Glarea lozoyensis ATCC 20868
Lineage: Eukaryota; Fungi; Ascomycota; Leotiomycetes; Helotiales; Helotiaceae
Exons: 2
Coding region: 1-636 (211 amino acids)
Source: RefSeq, a predicted model, not a curated record